This is a messenger RNA of Athalia rosae (coleseed sawfly), 1418 nucleotides long. Its product is annotated as venom serine protease 34-like. Bases 129 to 1316 code for a protein of 395 amino acids. NCBI's taxonomy places the organism in Eukaryota, Metazoa, Arthropoda, Insecta, Hymenoptera, Athaliidae. Gene Ontology annotation, biological process: proteolysis. The transcript has 8 exons. Gene Ontology annotation, molecular function: serine-type endopeptidase activity. The record is from RefSeq and is a predicted model, not a curated record.
AUAUGCGCAAGUGUUAUCAGUGUCCCCUGUUUGCGGGUAUAACUCGUGUGUACAGGUGUCAUAGGCUAUAAGAACGACCACGCUAUUCUAUACAGAAGUAGUUGCACAAAGCAUUACAUGAUAACGACAUGACGAAAUUCUAUUUGGCAUUGGCAGCCCUAGCAGUGGCUUUGCCGACACCGAUUUUUGCAAUAGAUGCAAAUUGCGAUUACUACCAGGUCGUCCAGCCCGGUGUGAAGUAUUACGUUUUUAACAGCGAAUAUCCGAAUCGCUAUACUUCGGCAAGAUCAUGUCGGUGGUACGCGAGAAGUCCUACGAAGGUCAAACUGACUUGUUCGGUGUUUUCGCUACCAGCGUCGAGCAACUGCGUGAGGGACAGAGUUGCGAUUUCUCCAAGCGGAGAUCUGCAGCUCGCUGAUGCCCACAAUUAUUGUGGAACCGGAACCUUCAGUAUUACAUCGGAUAACCACGAUAUGAAUAUCGUUUUCACUUCGCUUUUUGGUACCGCCGGAGGAAGAUUCUACUGUACCCUCGAAGCCACAACGGUGAACCCUACGUGCAACUGUGGAUGGAAAAAGCAGACAAGAAUCGUUGGCGGUGUAAGAGCCGGCGUUAACGAAUUCCCAAUGGUAGCUGCACUGAUCGAUCUUUCGAAUCGACUGUUGUUUUGCGGAUCAACGAUUAUAUCCGAAAAGUAUGUUUUGACCGCCGCUCACUGUCUAUUUAGGCAACAGGCUGGAAAUAUCGCGGUUUUGGUUGGUGAUCACGAUACUUCAACCGGUGCUGAUACUUCGGCCUCUUCCAUUCAUCAAGCUUCUAAUAUCAUUAUUCAUCCAGCGUACAACUCUGAAACCCAAGCAAAUGAUAUUGGUAUCGUCACUGUAGUAGACACUAUUGUUUAUACGAUGGAGGUAGGCCCCGCUUGUCUUCCGUUCCGAUUUGCCGACACCGACUUCACCGGAAGUAUAGUAGAUGUGCUUGGUUGGGGUACACUGGAGUUUGCUGGCCCGACGUCCAACGUCUUGCAGAAAGUGAAAUUGAACAUCACGUCACUCACGAGUUGCCGACGAUCUUUUCCGGAAGUAACGACUAACCAAGUUUGCACUUACACAAGGGGUAAAGAUGCUUGCCAGUUUGACAGCGGCGGCGCUCUUCUUUGGCAAAAUCCGAAUACGAUGAGAUUAGUUGGCAUUGGAGUGGUCAGUUACGGUUUGAUUUGCGCCGAUACUACUCCCGGUGUGAACACAAGAGUCGGUGCUUACAUGAACUGGAUAUUAUCUGUUACUCCAGGUGCGGAUUAUUGCAGAGUUGAGUAAAAGCCUGGAUAAUCGCUUUUAUCACAAAUACGCGCCGAUUAAUUUCCGGUAAAUAACCAUUGUACAUAGAAAAAGAAAAAUAAACAAUAUGUAUAAAAAUAA